Molecule: messenger RNA, 381 nt
Organism: Lactuca virosa
Lineage: Eukaryota; Viridiplantae; Streptophyta; Magnoliopsida; Asterales; Asteraceae
Source: the annotation of a GenBank genome assembly
AUGGGAAAGGAAUUCAGAAUUACCGACUUCGAUGUCAGCGGUGGAGAUGACGACGACCGAGUUUUGGAGUGGGAGGUUGGGUUGCCGAACGUCGACGACUUGUCGUCGUUAUCACAGUUUAAUGAUAUCGGCGGAGAUGGCAUCGACUUUCAGCAUCACGCCCGGUCCUCACCGGAUGAUGAUAGAGAGGAAGAAAUGGUUGUGGAAGGUGAUGAGACCGUCGAUCUGACUCCAGACGGUUCCGAUUCGAGGAAAUUAUGGAGAGUUGAUAGCGGCGACGAUCAUUCUUCCACAAAGUCAUUGAAAAGAAUUUGUUUGGUUUGGACGCCUCAACUUCACAGUGAUAACAACGCCACCACCAGUACUAGGUUUAGGACAUAA